CUUCUUCUUUAGAAAUUAGAACUGUUCAGUCUGACUACUUCGACUGCUUCCGAUCAUGAUUUCUAGGCAUCUCAUAAACCGACUCCGAAUCAUCGCCCACCCUGCUACCUGUACCAAUUCUCUGCAACAACUCCAAACCCAAAGUCGAUUCUCAGAUGUUUCUCACUCACCACCACCACCUCCGCCUGCUGCCCCAUCUCCGCCACCAUCCAAUUUGGGUCCAAAUACCUCGCUGAAUGAACUCGAGCUAAGAAAAUUCGCCGCCAUCGCCGAGACCUGGUGGGAUGCGGAAGGGCCGUUUAAGCCGUUGCAUGCGAUGAAUCCGACGCGUCUGGCUUUUAUUAGGUCCACUUUGUGCCGGCAUUUUGGAAAGGAUCCACAUUGUGCCAGGCCAUUUGAAGGUUUGAAAUUUGUGGAUGUAGGCUGUGGAGGAGGCAUAUUAUCUGAGCCUUUGGCUCGUAUGGGUGCUACAGUUAUGGGCAUUGAUGCUGUGGAAAAGAAUAUCAAGAUUGCACAGCUUCAUGCGAAUAUGGAUCCAGUAACUUCAUCAAUCAAUUAUUGUUGCACAACAGCUGAAAAAUUGGUGGAGGAACAAAAGAAAUUUGAUGCUGUAAUUGCACUAGAGGUAAUCGAGCAUGUGUCUAAUCCAGCUGAGUUCUGCAAAUCCUUGUCAGCAUUGACCAGCAGUGGUGGAGCUGUUUUAAUCUCAACAAUUAAUCGCUCCAUGAAAGCAUAUGCGACUGCCAUUGUCAUUGCAGAAUAUGUCUUAAAUUGGCUCCCAAAAGGCACACAUGAAUGGUCAAGCUUUCUCACACCUGAGGAACUAGUCCUUAUUCUUCAGCGUGCUUCUAUUUCUGUCCAAGAGAUGGCUGGCUUUGUCUACGAUCCCCUGAAAGGACUGUGGUUUCUUUCUGAUGAUAUUAGCGUGAACUUCAUCCUUUAUGGCAAAAAAAACACGGAAUCAAUCUACUGAAAUUCAUUUACAUCAUGUCGAAGGCCGGUGGUGAUCGGAGAUGGUAUUCGAGUUGGCCGGAACAUAGUGGCUGGUGGUGGUGGUAGCUGCACUGAGGAGACCAACUGUAAGUACCCUUGAUUUACCCAUAGAUAGUUUGAAUGGAAGAGAAAUGACAAAAGAAAUAUCAUUUGAUAGGAGUUGGUUUGUUUUAUUAGAACAUUUAUUUUUAUUAGUAUUUUUUAAAUAUUUUGCGAGAUGAAUAAUAUAUCUUGAUUGAGAAUAAUGCCAUGUUCUGUGAAAGUGAA
Molecule: messenger RNA, 1260 nt
Organism: Andrographis paniculata
Lineage: Eukaryota; Viridiplantae; Streptophyta; Magnoliopsida; Lamiales; Acanthaceae
Product: ubiquinone biosynthesis O-methyltransferase, mitochondrial
Exons: 10
Coding region: 56-973 (305 amino acids)
Biological process (GO): ubiquinone biosynthetic process
Molecular function (GO): 2-methoxy-6-polyprenyl-1,4-benzoquinol methyltransferase activity
Source: RefSeq, a predicted model, not a curated record